UAUACUUCUUCUAACAUUUGUUCAUAUCUGCAAUCAUAGUUAUAUGCUCAAAAUAGGAAUGAUGACAUAUGAUGGCUUAGAAACUUGCAUCAACAAGAACAACAAUCUAUCUUUACAAGAAGAAAGUGGAAGAAGCAGAGGAGAUGAGUGCUUGACUGAUUCAUUGGGUGAUGAUGCAUUUUCAAGCUGUUCAUCAAGCAAAGAUACAUCUGAGUCAUUUUCUUCAAAAUGGUUACCUAAGAAGAAUGGUAAACACAUUUCUAAUGAGUGGGACUAUGAGAGAAGUCCUAAACAUUUCUAUUCCAAGGAGGAGAGACCUGGCUAUACACUCUGCUCUUCUGAUGUUGAAGCUAUGAAGGAGAAGUUUUCAAAGCUAUUACUAGGUGGAGAUCUCACUGGAGGACGCAAGGGUGUGCCAACCGCUUUGGCUUUAUCAAACUCUAUAUCUCAUCUUGGCAACUCAGUAUUCGGCGAACUAUGGAAGUUGGAGCCUUUGUCAGAAGACAACAAGCAGAGAUGGAGAAGAGAAAUGGACUGGUUACUCUCUCCAUGUAAUCACAUGAUUGAGCUAGUCCCAUCUAAGCUAGAUGACAAAAAUGGAAGGUCACUUGAGAUCAUGACUCCGAAACCCCGUGCAAACAUUCAUAUGAAUCUCCCAGCUCUCAGGAAACUUGACUCCAUGCUAAUUGAGACACUAGACUCUAUGGUGUGCACAGAGUUUUGGUACUCAGAAGUAGGUCGUAGAGCUGAAGGAAAGAACGAGAUUUCAAGAGAGAGCAGAAGAUGGUGGCUUCCAUCGCCUAAAGUUCCCAAGCCAGGACUCUCUAGCUUAGUAAGAAAGAACUUGCUUGAGAAAGGCAAUGUUGUAUAUCAAAGCUUUAAAGCUGCAAAGUCAAUAAACGAACAAGUGCUUCUUGAAAUGCCAGUACCUACCAUUAUCAAGGAUUCGUUACCUAAGUCUGGAAAGACAAGCCUUGGGGAUGAACUGUUCAGGAUGUUGUCGUCAGAGUCUGCUUCCGUAGAUAAGAUAUUUGUGUCUCUUAGGCUUAGAACCGAACAUGCAGCUCUAGAGACAGUUAAUAGGUUAGAACCAGCUAUUUAUGCAUGGAAAGAGAAGAUUAUAGAAGAAACAAGCAGUGGUAAGUGGUCACUAGUUAGAGAUUCAUUGUCUGAGAUUAGUCGCAUUGAGUCACUCAUAAACAAGGCAGAGAGGCUUAAUGGCCAGAUAAAAUCUAAAUACUCUAAUCUCCCUCAGACAUUUCUUGAUGCCACCAAGAUUCAGUAUGGCAAGGACAUUGGUCAUGCAAUUCUUGAGGCAUAUUCACGUAUACUUGCGAGUUUAGCGUUCCGUAUACUGUCUAGGAUUCGAGAAAUCUUGCAAGAAGAUGCUCUGAGUAACUCUGGUUCACCUGCAACACCAAGAUGCUUCUCUGGCUCUAAUGACAUGUUUAGAACCCCAGAGAGGCUCCUGGUCUCGUCCCGUUUACGGCAUUCUCUCAUUCACGAUAUCAACAAAGCUGAUGAUGGUACAAGGAAGUCUCGACUGAGCACAGAUUCCUAAGGCAGUAGUUUCUCUUUGAUAUAUAAGAGGGCUUUAUAGUUUGAUGCGUGCCACUUGAAGCUUCUCCUUUGUUCAGAGGGUUUCCUCUUUGAUCAUGUACAUGUACAUGUGUUAAUAUAACACUAUUUUGAAAACUAUAAACUUAAUUACACAUAAAAUAAAAGUUCAAAACUUGUAAACACAAAGAUUUGUACUUAAAAAUUAAA
This is a messenger RNA of Brassica oleracea var. oleracea, 1767 nucleotides long. RefSeq names its product rop guanine nucleotide exchange factor 14-like. Bases 44 to 1561 code for a protein of 505 amino acids. Gene Ontology annotation, molecular function: guanyl-nucleotide exchange factor activity. The transcript is spliced from 7 exons. The record is from RefSeq and is a predicted model, not a curated record. NCBI's taxonomy places the organism in Eukaryota, Viridiplantae, Streptophyta, Magnoliopsida, Brassicales, Brassicaceae.